Messenger RNA from Marchantia polymorpha subsp. ruderalis, 1172 nucleotides. The record is from the annotation of a GenBank genome assembly. Lineage: Eukaryota; Viridiplantae; Streptophyta; Marchantiopsida; Marchantiales; Marchantiaceae.
GCGUACUUACCGCGGGCGGGGUUGUUUGUGAAAGCAGCAAGUGAGCGGUGGAAAUUACUGCGGGCAGAGGGGCAGAGGGGCAGCGCCUCGGGGUGUCCGCGAGCAGCGCAGCGCAGCGGGCGAGCGGGCGGGCGGGCGGGCGAGAGAGGACAAGAGGAGCGUGCGAGCGGUCGAGAGCGCGAGAGAGUCGCUGAGAGUUUUCGAGAAUCGCAGGAGGAGACGGGAGGAGAUCGGAGCGGAGGUCCGGCGGCCGGGCGGACGACGGCAACAAAAGCGGCUUCGAUCCAUUCUGUCUGUCCGCAUUCUCUGCCUGCUCUGCUAUAAUCGCCCGAUCGGAUCUUCUCUCGCGCACGGCCUGCUGCUUGCUUAUAAGCUUCGAGCGUUCCCGAGAGAUGGCUGCCGUUUCCGCCUCCUUUGUUAGAGCUGCCGCAGCAUCUGCUGCCCUGCAGCCAGCAUGCGCCCAGCAGAAAUUGUCUGUCGCCAGAUUCAAUGGACUCAAGGCAUUUCCCUCUUUUAGACAAAGAGCCAUUGUGCUGCGCCCUGCAGCCAUCCGCAGAGCAAUCAUUUCAGCCUCUGGUGCGGAGGAGAGUACCCUUUCGAAGGCGGCGGAUCAGAGUACCCUAUCGAAGGUGCAGGACAUUAUCAUUGAGCAGCUUGCGUGCGAGAGGGAGAAGGUUGUCCCCGAGGCAAAAUUCGCCGACUUGGGAGCAGACUCUCUUGAUACUGUCGAAAUCAUGAUGGCUCUCGAGGAAGAAUUCCAGAUCACGCUGGACGAGGAGAACGCAGGAAAAAUUUCAACCGUGCAAGAAGCAGCCGACUUGAUUCAGUCUUUCAUCAAGUCUUAAGUUGACGACGCCACAUCCGAUCACACACGUGAAUGAUUUAUGGACGGAGAUGCCUAAUUGCUUCACAGAAACGAAGGACGUUGUACGAAGAAUCAUGGCCGGGAAGACGUUUGUUUACCACUCCACAUUUUUGAGAUGUGUCCAUGGCUUAGCAUUUUAAUUUAGGAACCGACGGGCAGAAAAUGUUAAGUUGGUGGUGCCUUCCACUUCAACACCCAAAUUAUAGGAGAGACUGGAGUCCAAAGGAAGUAGUCUCUUUGUCUCGUGUGCAUAGAGCUUAAUUACAUUCUUGCAGCUAUCUAUAAUCUAAUAAAGCUCGUGUACUUU